AUGUAAAGGGUGGAGAUUUUCAAAGGCAACACUUGAACGGAGCUGGCGUAGGAUCUCCCGGCUUUGAAAUUUAACUCGGAAAAUGAAAUUCAAGUAUCAAAAGAAACACCAGCCGCUCGACCCAAUUAAACAAGGACUUCGACUCUUUGCACAUGCCCUUGGAAAGGCUUUUCUCUACUUGGGAACUCCGGCUCUUUGCCCGCUCCAUCAAACGUGUUCGUUGUCCCAGCUUCACUGCCAGUAUCUAGGCGUGUGUCCUUUCUGCAGGCCGUGCACUCUUUCCGGAUCGAGAACCCUGGAAACAUGCUCGAAUCGGUAUUAUUCGUGCUGCGGCAGUUUUAUCGAUUCGUAUGCCCCCUGCAAAUCUUCUAUGAAAUCGAGGAAAUGGAACGGACCGUCUGCCACGAGGAACGGGAAAUCUGAUUUUUGGUGUUGUUUUUCCCAGCCAUGCCACACGCCACACUAUUGUCAGGCCGCAUUAGCACUUGGACCAGUGAACCAACAAGGAAUCUGGCCCAGCACCGCCCCCCGCACACAAGCAACAAGAAAAAAUUCCACUUCCUGUACGGGGACUUAAUGAAAAUAAAUCUAAAAAAAUAUUAACAAA
Drosophila ananassae is the source of this 607-nucleotide messenger RNA. RefSeq lists its product as uncharacterized. The record is from RefSeq and is a predicted model, not a curated record. Lineage: Eukaryota; Metazoa; Arthropoda; Insecta; Diptera; Drosophilidae. Bases 83 to 577 code for a protein of 164 amino acids. The transcript has 3 exons.